Molecule: messenger RNA, 1185 nt
Organism: Saccostrea cuccullata (small rock oyster)
Lineage: Eukaryota; Metazoa; Mollusca; Bivalvia; Ostreida; Ostreidae
Product: RNA-binding protein 27-like
Exons: 1
Coding region: 1-1185 (394 amino acids)
Source: RefSeq, a predicted model, not a curated record
AUGAAUCCUACUAUGACACCUUGUGCAGCACCCCCUGGAUUCUAUGGUGGACCAUAUCUGCCAUCUCAUAUUCCAUACGGGUAUCCAACUCCUUGUGUACCAGACCCUGGGAGCUAUCCAGUACCAUUUCCUGGAUAUGGUGGACCAUUCCCACAACCAUUCUUUGGACCACCACAGCCAUAUCCCAGCAUACCCUAUGCAUAUGGCCCAUGUCCUGGAAUGUUCCCGCCUGGAUACAUGGUACCUCAGCAGCAAUACCCACAGCCAUGCAUGUAUGGAGGACCACCAAUGCCACCACCACCGUUGGCACACUCACAGAAUGGGGUAGCUGAACAAUGUCCUGUUAUGCCAACAAAUGAAAUUCCUAAUAACAUCCGUGACCAGGAACAAAGAACUGGUUCAGCACUGAUGAAACCUGGAGACGCCAGCAGCUGUGAAUCUGUCCUGCCUGCACCAGUGUACCAUCAGCAGCAGCAGAUCUCCACAGUUCCUAGGAAGAGUCCACCGGGUUUUCCACAAAUACCGAGUGGUGAUAUAUCACCUGCUAGUAUUCAGUGGAAUACCAUGGUGUCAAAUGGUGAUCUCCAAGUUCCUGGAAUUCCAAACACAGACAUACAGGACAAAGAUGAUUCUGAGACAGAUGGCAGCGAGUCUGAGUUAUGGCUACAGAGUAGUGAGUAUUCAACUGCUAGUUGCCAAACAACUCCAGACACUAAUGAUACAUCUGACUGCCAACAACAACUACCGGACUUGACUGCGGAUACACAGCCACCUAGGAGCGAUGCUUUGCCUGAGCAUAGCAAUGACAAAGUUGUGAAUGCUCAGACAAUCGACUAUUUACAGGAGCCCUCCUACCAAGAGCUGGUUACAGAACAAGAGGAAACAGCAACCUCUUCACUACUGGAUCCACAACAGAAGGAAAUAAGUGAAGCGCUGAAUGCUGAUUCCACGCUUUCUGUACCAGCAAUAGCUGUGUAUGUUACCAUAACCACCACUGAAAGUGACACCACAGAUGGCCAAACCAGGUCUACUUGGAAUGCGGCCAACAAGGACCUCCCUUUGAACAAUUACAGAGAGUUGCUUGUUUGUGUAUUUCACUUUGUAGACCAUGGGCUGGGCAUUCCAUCUGGGCUGCCACUUGAGAACAAGUGCUGGGUUGUACCAUGGCCCAUCACAUUAACUUAG